AUGGCUGACGUCCGCACCGAUGCUGCGAUACUCCUGGACAACAAGGGCCAUCUGGAGGGCAUCAUCAGCGAUCAAGACGUUGCGAGGCGGGUGGUAGCGAACAGACUGGACCCGUCUUCGACAACGGUGAGCGAGGUGAUGACGCCCCACCCGACCAUCGUCCACAUGGCGGACAGCGCCAUGGAAUGCCUGGGCAUCAUGAUCGAGAAGCGAUUCAGACAUCUGCCGGUGAUCGAUGGCGAGGGAAACGUGACUGGUCUUCUCAGCAUCGCCAAGUGCCUGUACGACGCCAUCCAAAGGCUCAAGAAGAAGGCUGCAAGGGCCGAGAACAGCGGCGGUGGCGGUGGCGGCGGCAACGCCAACCUAGCCGCGUCGGUUCUCCAGAUGGCCAACGCCGGGAAGGGCAAGGGCAAGAACAAGACGAGGGACCUCCAGGCCGCCCUGGCGAUGCUGCUGGCCAACUCCUCAGACGAGGCCGAAGCGAAAAUUACACGCCUCGCGUGGGUGUUCCAGCGAUGCUCAUUUCGAGCCCGCUGGAAGAAGUUUUUUCUGAUGGAUAAUGUAGGGUACAGGGUUAGGGUUAGCCAAUAG
This is a messenger RNA of Ectocarpus siliculosus, 591 nucleotides long. The record is from the annotation of a GenBank genome assembly. NCBI's taxonomy places the organism in Eukaryota, Phaeophyceae, Ectocarpales, Ectocarpaceae.